Branchiostoma floridae (Florida lancelet) is the source of this 1946-nucleotide messenger RNA. RefSeq names its product zinc finger protein 37-like. Gene Ontology annotation, biological process: regulation of transcription by RNA polymerase II. The record is from RefSeq and is a predicted model, not a curated record. Gene Ontology annotation, cellular component: nucleus. The transcript has 2 exons. The coding region runs from base 139 to 1197 and encodes 352 amino acids. NCBI's taxonomy places the organism in Eukaryota, Metazoa, Chordata, Leptocardii, Amphioxiformes, Branchiostomatidae. Gene Ontology annotation, molecular function: DNA-binding transcription factor activity, RNA polymerase II-specific; RNA polymerase II transcription regulatory region sequence-specific DNA binding.
ACCUUUACCCCGUUUGAGAGCAGACUUGCGCCAUUUUGUUUUGCGUCUCGUCUUGCGUUUUCAGAUCCUCCAAACUGACACGAUUUUUACCGAUUUCCAGGAGACUUUGAGACCUCUUAGUAUCAUAGACAUACAGAGAUGGCGGAAUUCACGUGUCUGCCGCCUAAUAAAGAGCUUCAUGUGGAACAAACUAUUAACGAGAGGCACAUAAAAAAGGAGGUGACAGGAGGCACUAGAUGGCAACAGGAUAAAGAAGAGAGCGUGCUGUGCCAGGAAACGCACAGUGACGACCAGGAAACCUACGACUUCUUUGGCUCAACCCAACCAACUGGACAUCCUUGGAACAAAACUUACAGCAGUUUGGAGCAGACAACAGACACGGGACGGCAGCAGGACGAGGAAUGGGACGUUCCAAUCGACGGAACGUGCGGUUUAAGAGCAGAAAUGGGAGCGUCCAAUAAUGAGUUUUCUACUGGUAAACUGUCUGCAGAACACCAUGGGAAGGAGAUGGACUGUACUGAGCAACCUGGGAAAGAGAGUGCCAGUAGGGAGACCCAGACAACAGACAUGUGCAUGGAUCAGGAAACGUGUGAUGUGAACUUUCCCCAACCUAACAACACAUCAACCUCACAGGUACAGGAGAGCAGAGGCAAUAUGGGAAGACGUGUGGUUAAUUACAGAGGUGAGAAACCCUACAAGUGUGGAGAGUGCGGAUACAAGACAAGUAAAAAGGACCACUUAUCCCGACAUAUAAGAACCCAUACAGGAGAAAAACCAUACAAGUGUGGGGAGUGUGGGUUUAGGACAGCUCGGAAGUCUAUCUUAUCUACACAUAUUAGAACCCACACAGGAGAAAAACCCUACAAAUGUGAUCAGUGUGACUAUUCUGCAGCACGAAAAGGUGAAUUGAAUAAACAUUUAGCAAAACACAGUGGUGAGAAACCCUACAUGUGUGAGAAGUGUGGGUACAGGACAGCUGACACGUCUCACUUAUCACGACAUAUGAGAACCCACACUGGAGAGAAACCGUACAAGUGUGACCAGUGUGAAUAUUCUGCUGUAGAGAAAUCCAAAUUGGAUCUACAUAAAAGAAAACACACUGGUGAAAAACCCUACAAGUGUGACCAGUGUAAUUAUUCUGCUGCAGAGAAGUGCAAAUUGGGUCGACAUUCUUUGGUACACAAGAAAGCACAAUGAUGAGAAACCAUUGUGGGGAGUGUGGGUACAGGACGUCUAGAUAGAAUGAUUUAUACCAGCAUAUGAGAACCCACAAACCUUAAAGUUGUAGUCCUGAUAGGUAUAACUACUCUGCAGCCACGAAAUCUCAGCUGUCUAAACAUUUGGCAACACUUACAAGGGAAGCUGAAACUGCAAGUGUGACAAAUGCAUAGCAUACCGCCUUGUCCUCUUCCAUGCAGAUCUAGCUGGGACGUACUCUACAAAUGUGACCUGUUCAACUUCGAAAUAUUUACUUCGUACUGAUAUAUUUGUUAAUUGAUAACGUAUAUUAACCAAUUCAAGAAAGCGUCCCUGGCUAUGGCACAAACUUUCAUUCAGAAAAGCAUACAUUUGUCCAAACACGUUUAAUCAGUCAAGUAGAAGCAUGAUCGUAGUGUUGCAUCAUUUCUUUACAUGCUGAUUUGAACCAAUCACCUUUCUGACUUACUAAACUAAUCAUGCUAUCUGGCAUCCGUGCUUUCUUGGUUAACCAAUCACAUUAUCUUUUUGCCCUUGUUGACCAAUUACGACAUAUUAUUAUCUUGCCUAACCAAUCACAGUAGCUCUCUAGCCCGGGUAAACAACCAUAGCAUCUUUUAUGCUGGUGAACAAAUCACAACACCUUUUCAUCCUCGUCAACCAAACAGAGCAUAAUUUUAUUUUAUUAAGUAAUCACAACAUUUUUUUUUUAAAUUCUGGCUUAUCAAUCACGGCAUCUUUCCCAUUGA